This is a messenger RNA of Daucus carota subsp. sativus, 1805 nucleotides long. Its product is annotated as berberine bridge enzyme-like 8. Lineage: Eukaryota; Viridiplantae; Streptophyta; Magnoliopsida; Apiales; Apiaceae. The coding region runs from base 31 to 1677 and encodes 548 amino acids. The transcript has a single exon. Gene Ontology annotation, molecular function: FAD binding; oxidoreductase activity. The record is from RefSeq and is a predicted model, not a curated record.
AAACUCACCACCAACAAACAAGUCAUAAAUAUGAAGGCAGCCAGAGCUCCCACUUCACUAACUCAUUUUUCACUUGUUUUCCUCAGCUCAUUUCAUCUGCUCUUUUCAUUUUCAGCUGCCGAACAUUAUCCUGGUCAGGCAUUCAUUCAGUGCCUCAUCUUUCAAUCAAAUGACUCCAUUGCUAAUGUCGUCUACUCUCCUAACAAUGCUUCAUACGAACAAAUUUACGAAUUUUCGCUACGAAAUCCUCGGCUUAAUAACUCGAACCGGCUCCAGCCUCAAGUCAUUGUGACGCCAGUAUCCGAAUCUCAAGUCCAAGCUGUGGUUCGAUGCGCCCAACAGAACCACUUGAGGAUUCGGACUAGGAGCGGCGGCCAUGAUUUUGAGGGUCUUUCGUAUAGUAGCACGUAUGAUAUUCCGUUUGUGUUACUCGAUAUGAUUAAUCUUCGAAAUGUUAGUGUUAAUGCGACUGCUAGAACAGCCACGAUUGGCGCUGGUGCUACGCUGGGUGAAGUUUACUACUGGAUUUACAGAGCCAGUGGUACGCUUGCUUUCCCUGCUGGUGUCUGGUCUACUGUGGGUGCUACUGGACUUAUAUGUGGUGGCGGAUAUGGUGUGCUGCGUCGUAAAUAUGGUUUCGCUGCAGACAAUGUUCUGAACGUUCGGAUAGUCGAUGUUUAUGGAAAUAUUCUUGAUAGAGAAUCAAUGGGUGAGGAUCUUUUUUGGGCUUUAAGAGGUGGCGGCUGUUCUAGCUUCGGAGUUGUUUUGUCUUGGGAGCUGAAUCUAGUUGAAGUUCCGGAAACAGUUGCGAUUUUCAAUAUCUCUCGAACACUAGAACAGAACGCUACGCAAAUGAUUCUCCCGUUCCAAACAGUUGCGCGAAAUCUACCCGUUGAAGUUGAUCUCAGAGUCCUUAUGAGUACAACUAUAAGCAACACAAGUGUUCGACCAGAUAACAAAACAGUUCGGCUAUCAUUCACGAGUACAUAUCUCGGUCCAGCAGAUGAAUUAUAUAAAAUUAUUGAUAAAAAUUUACCGGAGAUAGGGUUAUUGAGGUCGGACAUUCAAGAUGUCAGUUGGAUUCAAGCAAUAAUGCAGGGCUCAUUUUUCCCACUAUUCGACGAAGCUCCCACUCCGGAAGAUUUGCUUGACAGAACAUUCUUAGCUGAUAUUCCUUUUAAAGGAAAAUCAGAUUUCGUGAGAGAACCUAUAUCUGAACAAGGCAUAAAUGGGCUGUGGGAUAAGCUUCUAGAAGUUGGACCAGGUGAAACAACUCUCGUCUUUACACCAUACGGAGGAGUUUUGGACGAGUACCUGGAAUCUGCGAUUCCAUUCCCGAAUAGGAAUGGAACAUUGUACAUGGUUUACAUGAGGGUGCUUUGGGUUGGGAACACAACACAGAAACUUGAAUGGAUUAGAAGCUUAUACGGAUACUUGAGGCCUUAUGUUUCGAGGAAUCCACGAAGGGCGUAUUAUAAUUAUAAUGAUCUUGAUCUGGGAAUGAACAAUGCAAGAGGUCCUAUCAAUUAUAUCACAGCCAGGAGAUGGGGAAGGUCCUACUUCAACAAUAAUUUUAUGAGACUGGUUGGCGUGAAGACGCGGGUUGAUCCUCUAAACUUCUUCAGGCACGAGCAAAGUAUCCCUCCCUUUUCGCUGGCUAUGGUCUCAGAUAUGUGAGUUGGAUGAUCAUACUGCCGCUUGAUUAUUAACUAAAUAAAACAUGCAUAUUAUUGAUACACAUAUAUUUGCUCUUGUUUGGUGUACGUGUCACAUUCGAUAUUCAAGAACAGUAAUUACACCGGGCC